UUAUUUUACUUAUAAUAAUUUUUUAAUUUUGUUGCUACGUUCAAUGUUAUAACUUUAAAUUUCAAGUUAUCAAUUAUCAUACCUAGUUUGUCGAAGGCCGAAGCUUCAAGUGAGUUAUUGUAGUCGCCAGUCAGGUAGAAUUAAUGAUUAUAAAGUGUUUUCGAAGUAAAUUUUCUUUAAAGCACGUUGUAAAAAUAAUUAUAACAAAAAUGUCUUGACGCCAGCGGUGUUGGUAAUGAGAGGACCAAGGUAGGAUGCUCUCAUUGAAAACAUAAUGGUUAAUGACCUUUAAUGUUUAUAAUUUGGAUGAAAUAUUAUUGUGUACCAAGAUGAACACAGAUACGCCACCUUACAGUCAAUCUUUGCCUAUAAUGCAGCAACCAUACCAACCCAUAUAUAGUUAUCAACAAAAUCACCCUUCAUACACUUAUCCCCAAAAUUAUUACAACGACGGAAAUUCUUUUCAGCAUCCUACCAAUAACACAAAUAUCUAUUAUAAUAACAGUUCAUUGAAUAGUCCUUAUAUAAGUCAGUCUCCUAGUGCCGCAAAUGAAUUGUAUACUAAUGGAUAUGUUAAUCCAUCCAACGUGCCUUAUUCCAACGGAUGUAUACUUCCGUCUACAGCUCCAAUGAAUAGUUGUUUUAACGUUAAUGGUUUUGCACAUUCUCCAACUGAUGUUUUUUUUGAAAAUUUUACUUCACCAACAUCCCAACAAUUUAUUGUUAAUAGUACAAGUGCAUCUUUUAACAAGAAUUACAUUCAGCAUCCUCAAGAUCCUGGAUGUUGUAAUAACAAAUAUACAUCAGUUCCUCAACCACCACAUACAAAUAGUUAUGGUAAGGAUGAAAAACCUAAAGAAGUUGAUGAUUGGUUUGAUUUGACUAAUAAAUUUUUGAGUACAAAAACUGAUAUUUCUAGUGGAAAAUGUUCAUCUGUAGUAAAUCGCAAUCAAUAUGAUUUGAAGUAUGGCAGUCGUACUCAAUCUUCCAAGGGCCAUUUACUGAAUAAAUCUAAACGCAGAGGUAUGAAAACUGCUGAAGAACUAUCUGCGGAAUUAGAAAUAUUGUCAAAAAUGUCUGUUGAUCAAAUUAUCAAUGCUGAAAAAAAAGUUUGGACUCGAUCAGCACCAGCAGAUUUAUAUUAUGAAAAGCCCGAAGAGAACCCUAAAAUUACCGUUGGAAAAGAAAAUGUAAUUAAAUUAUGUGAUGAAUUUGACAGAGUUUUAGGAAAACGUGCAACAGCUAUAAAUGCUUUAAAGCCAUUAUACAAUAAACCACGGAAAAACAACGUCAAAGUUCAUAAACAUAAAUGCUCAGGAAAUAAUUGUUCAGAUGAUGAUAGCAGUUCAUGUGACGAUGGUAAUGAAGAAGACGAUGAUGAUUCUACUAUAAAAGAAUUAGAUAGAAAAAGUGCUCAUCCUGAUAGACUACACUCUGAACUAUGGUAUAAUGAAGUAGGAGAAAUGAAUGAUGGUCCGAUGUGUAAGUGCAGUGUUAAGUCACAAAGGACAGGUAUACGCCAUAAUAUUUAUGUAGGCGAAGGACCUUUUGAACCAUGUUCUCCAAUUUCAAACAAUUCUGACAAGCUGUAUCACUACAGAAUUACUAUUACUCCUCCAACAAACUUUUUAUUGAAGUGCCCAACAAUAAUAACACACGAUAAUCAGGAUUUCAUUUUUGAAGGAUUCUCACUGUUGUCACAUUAUCCCAUUCCACCCUUACCCACUUGCAAAGUCAUUCGUUUUAAUACAAACUAUGCUAUAUUGUAUGUCGAAGAAAAAAUUCCUGAUAAUUUUAUCGUUAAAGAAUUACAAUUAUUUUAUGAUUAUUUAUUUAGAGACAUUUUAGAAUUGGUGGAUUUAGAUUUGCACGCUAUUGGUAACAAAGAUGGGUGUCCUCAAUUUCACUUUAUGCCUCGUUUUGUAAGAGAUCUCCCUGGACACGGUAAAGAAAUACUUUCAAUGAACGAAGUUUUAAAAUAUCUUCUGAACAAUAACAAGUUACUUUUUGAAGAAUAUUCUCUUUCGGCAUUGAAAAACAUGUCAAUGCAUGAGUGGCAAAACAUUGUAGACGAGUAUAAAGGCAUGGUAGUGACAAACCCUGGAUCAAAACCCUGUUCAAUACGUGUAGACCAACUAGAUAGAGAUGCAGUCAAUGAAACAAAUGAAAAAAUGAAAAAUGACGGAUACCCUGUAAUUGUGCAUUUUGGUAUCCGUCCACCUCAAUUGAGUUAUGCCGGUAACCCGGAUUACCAAAAAGGUUGGCGUGACUAUGUGAAAUUUAGACAUCUUCUGGCCAAUAUGCCUAAACCUUCAUUCGAAGAUAAGAGGAAAUUGGAAAUUAAAGAAAGAGCAUUACAAGAAAUGAGAUCACAUAAUAAAAUGAAACGUGGUGUUACUGCCGCUGUGUCUAGUAAAGGAUUUUAUAAAACGGGUCUUAUGUGUGAUAUUGUUCAACACGCAAUGCUUUUGCCAGUACUUGUAUGCCAUUUUAGAUUUCACAAGUCAUUAGAAUACCUUGAAAAUACUUUAGAGUAUAAGUUUAAAAACAAAUACUUGCUACAACUAGCCCUUACACAUCCAUCAUAUCGAGAAAACUUUGGUACUAAUCCUGAUCAUGCUAGAAAUGCAUUAACAAAUUGUGGUAUAAGACAACCAGAGUAUGGAGAUAGACGAAUUCAUUAUAUGAACACAAGAAAACGAGGCAUAAAUACACUGAUUAAUAUAAUGUCACGUUUUGGUAAAAAAUCAGAAAUGGAAUCAAAUAUUAUGCAUAAUGAACGAUUAGAGUUUUUAGGAGAUGCCGUGGUUGAAUUUGUAUCUUCCAUUCAUUUAUUUAACAUGUUCCCAGAUAUUGAAGAAGGAGGAUUAGCCACUUUUCGGGCUGCAAUUGUGCAAAAUCAACAUCUUGCUGUUUUAGCAAAAACCUUGAAACUUGAUGACUUCAUGUUGUAUGCUCAUGGCUCAGACUUAUGCCACGAUUCAGAACUCAAACAUGCGAUGGCUAAUUGUUUUGAAGCUUUGAUGGGAGCUUUAUUUUUAGAUGGUGGAAUUGAAGUAGCCGAUCGUGUUUUUGGCAAAACCUUUUUUAGGGAGUCACCAGAACUACUUAACAUAUGGGUCAAUUAUCCCAAACAUCCACUACAACAACAAGAGCCAAAUGGAGAUAGGAAAUGGAUCAAGACAUUACCCUUACUUCAAAAACUAACCAAGUUUGAAGAUGCUAUUGGUAUACAAUUUAACCACAUAAGACUAUUAGCUAGAGCAUUUACUGAUAGAAGUGUCGGUUUCACUAAUUUAACAUUGGGUUCAAAUCAACGUUUAGAAUUUUUAGGCGAUACAGUAUUACAACUGAUAGCAUCAGAUUAUUUGUAUAAGUAUUUUCCUGAACAUCAUGAAGGUCAUCUAUCGCUUCUCCGUAGUUCUUUAGUAAACAAUAGAACACAAUCUGUGGUUUGUGAUGAUUUGGGCAUGGUUAAUUACGCACUUUAUGCAAAUCCAAAAGCAGAACUGAAAACUAAAGACAGAGCUGAUUUAUUAGAAGCUUUUCUUGGAGCUUUAUAUAUUGAUAAAGGACUAAAACACUGUCAGGCAUUUUGUAAUGUAUGUUUUUUCCCUCGUCUUCAUGAUUUCAUUCUGAAACAAGACUGGAAUGAUCCAAAAUCUAAAUUGCAGCAAUGCUGUUUAACUCUAAGAUCAGUGGAUGGUGGGGAACCCGACAUUCCCGUUUACAAAGUUAUUGAAUGCAUGGGACCUACUAAUGGACGCAAAUACACAGUUGCUGUAUACUUUAAAGGUGUACGAUUAUCGCAGGCAACUGGCCACAGUAUACAAAGAGCAGAAAUGAACGCUGCAAAUAGUGCUCUGGAGGUAUCUAAAGAUUUGUUUCCACAGUUAGAUCACCAAAGGAGAGCAAUAUCGAGGAGCUUAAAGCACCAGUGCAAAUCUUCUGAUGGACAAACAAACAUUGAUGACAUUAUAAAAAUAUUGGAAUCAAAAUCUUUAAAGAAUGAAGCAAAAAUGACAAAAUUGGAUUGGACGAAAAUAAAAUUGCAAAGGAAACUCUUAGCCGUUUUAUGUUCUAAUAAGACAACAGGUGAGAAUGAAAAAACAGAAGAGCCAAAGAAAAAAAAACACAGAAAAUCCUAGUAAGAACAUAAGACAAUCUUUGAGGUUUUACGUUUGGGUGUAAAUUAUUUUUAUUCAAUGCUUUUUUACACUCAAAUAUGAAUCUUCAACGAUUGUGUCAUAGUUGCACUGAUUAGAUAAUUUUUACCUAUUACAUGUAUAUCAUAAAGAAAAAAAACAGAAGACUGUUGAGUAUAUUAUAUUUUUACUCAAAAGUUUUAUGUAUGAGACAUUCAUACAGUAGCGCUGAACUACAUUUCAAACAUAACUAAUGUUAUCUAUAUUUACUAUUUUCGCUUGUAUGUAUAGGACAGAAUGACAGUCUUGCAAACAGAGAAAAUUUAAGUUAAAUGCAUCCUUUAGAAAUAACUUCAGUGCUACUGUAUCUAUGUAAUUUUUAUUUUAUAUGAAGUAGACUUUAAAUUGAACUUUAAUAACAAACAACCUAGUCUAAAUGAUCUUGGUACAUAAUAGUUACUUUCUAGUAUGUAAGGCUACACACAUUAAAAUUAUUGUUUGUAUGUUAACCAUUUUUUUGUAUAAUAAAUAUUUCGUAUAGAAGGUUUUAUAAAUUUUCAAACUAAAUAACUCGUAGCAUUUUUUUUAAAAGUUAUUUCAAUAAUGCCGUAGUAUGGACGAAUUUGUAUCUAAUAUACUUCCCUAAAGUAUUCUUGAGAAAAUCACCUUUUAUGAAAUUCAUUGUUAUCCUCCAAUUUUCUUGUAAAAUAAUUGAUUUUUGUGCAAGCCAUUUUUAUAUUAUUAUUUAUCACAAGAUCAUUUAAAAUUAAUCCAUGAAUGUGUAUAUUUAUUUUGUAUC
Molecule: messenger RNA, 4944 nt
Organism: Adelges cooleyi (spruce gall adelgid)
Lineage: Eukaryota; Metazoa; Arthropoda; Insecta; Hemiptera; Adelgidae
Gene: drosha
Product: ribonuclease 3
Exons: 2
Coding region: 282-4148 (1288 amino acids)
Biological process (GO): pre-miRNA processing; primary miRNA processing; regulation of gene expression
Cellular component (GO): nucleus
Molecular function (GO): double-stranded RNA binding; ribonuclease III activity
Source: RefSeq, a predicted model, not a curated record